AUGGCUGACGAACAGACAACAUAAGCUAAAAGUKGAGCMAGAAAGCAUUUCUUUUCUGCUCACAAAAAUGUCUGAUGAYCAAGAAAGGCAAGAGGAAGAUGUAAAAUCUCUCAAUAGUCAUGCAGUAUCACCUGUUCGCUUUCAAAAUAGGACAGGAAGACGUGUAAAUCUAAUCUGGGUCGACUUCAAUGGAAGACAACGCGUGCAAUUUGAGCUUGAAUCCGAACAAGGAAUCAACUUUAAUACAUAUGUUUCACACCCUUGGAGAGCUGAGGAUACAGAAAGUAGGAACGAACUUCUAUUGAACUUUUAUGAGACUUUUUUUCCGCCUAAUCCAGAAGUUGCUCGUAUAGAUAUGAGGCAGAGAAGAGCAKUGGUCAGGCGACUGAAUGUCAACAUCACCACACCAGUUUACAGACUCGAAAAAUACUGUCGAGAAUCAAUCAAAAGACUUGUUCGAAAGGAUAAACUGGUUGAGCUUCCACUGCCAAAGAUUAUUGUACAGGACCUAUUAGAUGAGUAUUAGACAGUGUAGGAUUUAGCUCAAUGAUAUAGAGCUGAGAAAACCAACAAAACAAUAGUCUCUUUUAACAGCCGCGACUUCCGGUCUCGUCAAAUUUCCUCCCCGAAAGUAACGACUGUUUACCCAGGCCCAACAUUCCUUUCCCUUUGAUUGACCAAUCACGGCUUGGCUCCUGAAUCCAGUAGCUGUUCGCGCCAUAAUAAAACAAGAUAGUUGUUAUUGCAGCUGCGAAAUUUAAAAUUAGAGAGAUUAUCAAAGGAAUGCUAUUCUCAAGUUUAUAGUAGAGAGUCGAAGCAAAGGCUCCAAGUUUUAUCAAGUAUUUCAUUGAACUGUUGGUUUUAUAGUCUCUUUUGUAUCCGUUUUCAUGUCAAAAAUGGAUGCGAGGGAGACUAUUGGUUUCCAAGAAGUUUGCAAGUGCAAACUGGGAUGUUUUAAGCUUAGCCAGUGACAAAAAGGACCGAAUUAAGUGUUAAUGUUUGUAAAUACAUACAUAUAUGUACAUGUUAGACCGUACAAAAUGUUGAAAAACUAUUCAAAUAAGUAUAUAUCAAUAUGAAAACAGAAAAAAAGUAAAGAAGAAAUUAAGAUAAA
This is a messenger RNA of Exaiptasia diaphana, 1114 nucleotides long. RefSeq lists its product as uncharacterized. The transcript is spliced from 2 exons. The record is from RefSeq and is a predicted model, not a curated record. Bases 68 to 526 code for a protein of 152 amino acids. Lineage: Eukaryota; Metazoa; Cnidaria; Anthozoa; Actiniaria; Aiptasiidae.